CUGCGGUUCAUGAGACGGCUGCUGCUGCUCGCCGCCCUAGCGGCGGCCGCACACUUGAACGCCGGCUCCCUGACGGUGCUGGACAGCUGGUGGCCGGCGCAGUCGGUGCUGCUCCGGAGAGUGUCGGACGGCCGCCGCCUGCUUCGGGCCGUGCUGCGCGACAGCCGCGUCACUGAGUGCGAGCUGCAGCGCGACGCUCAGGCGCUGAGGCGCUUCUUCGAGGAGGUCGGCGCCCACUUGCAGUGCGCCCAUCGGAGCAAUGCCACCGGCCCGUGCAACGGCGUGCACCUGUAUCAGCUGCAGUCACUCGAGUGGCAUCGCCUGAGGCGCGCCUGUGCCAGGCUGCAGAGGCAAAGGUCGAGGCGUCGCCGGGAUCUGUUCCUGUACCCGGGAACCAAUUGGUGUGGUUCGGGAAGUUCGGCGCGGAGGAUAAACGAGCUGGGACCCAACUCGCGGGCUGACCGCUGCUGCCGCGAGCACGACCACUGCCCCUUCACGAUCGAGGCGUUCCAAAGGAGGUUCCACUUGUUCAACUACAGGCUGCACACGCUCAGUCACUGUGAAUGCGACGAGAGAUUCCGGAGCUGUUUGAAGAUGACCAACAACGGGGCUUCGCAUAUGGUGGGCAAGCUGUACUUCAACGUGGUGCAGACCAAGUGUUUCACCUUCAAGUACCGCGAAGUCUGCGAACUGCGUUCCUGGUGGGGGAAGUGCCUCCAGCGAGAAAAGCAGAAGGUCGCCGUGCUUCGGACCGGCAUGUCCUACUAACAGGCACAGUUUUCACAUAAUACGGUACACCCUUCAGCAAAAGUGUAUCGACCAAGGCUUCCGUGAAAGAAGAAAACAAGUCAAAUUCUUUUCAAUAUCCUGUAAUAGAGUACGAAUUCCACCAUGCGAACAUCGUAGUGUACUUCGACUGUGUAUCUUCGACUGCAUAUGUUCGACUGUGUAACCAUGGUAUAGAAUCUUUAUUAAGGUGUUUCAUAGAAAAUGUGUGUAUACUUUUGCUCGCCUGUUUACAUGACCACGAAGUUGUGCAUUAUCCCGCUAUUUGAAAAUCGGGCUCUAUGAUUAAAUGUGCAGAAGUUACUCUUGACCAUGUAGAAUUUAAGGUGUUCCUAAAUGUUUUGACUACCGUGGUGUGCUUUUACUACAUGUGCUCCUCGCUAGAGCUUGCGCUGUUGCAUUCUAUUUGCGUGUCGUGCCCUGUAGCAUGAUAUGUAAAUAAAUGCUUCCG
Molecule: messenger RNA, 1237 nt
Organism: Dermacentor silvarum
Lineage: Eukaryota; Metazoa; Arthropoda; Arachnida; Ixodida; Ixodidae
Product: acidic phospholipase A2 PA4
Exons: 3
Coding region: 10-768 (252 amino acids)
Biological process (GO): arachidonate secretion; phospholipid metabolic process
Molecular function (GO): A2-type glycerophospholipase activity
Source: RefSeq, a predicted model, not a curated record